This is a messenger RNA of Helianthus annuus (common sunflower), 1341 nucleotides long. RefSeq names its product protein FAR1-RELATED SEQUENCE 5-like. The record is from RefSeq and is a predicted model, not a curated record. The coding region runs from base 1 to 1341 and encodes 446 amino acids. Gene Ontology annotation, biological process: regulation of DNA-templated transcription. The transcript is spliced from 4 exons. NCBI's taxonomy places the organism in Eukaryota, Viridiplantae, Streptophyta, Magnoliopsida, Asterales, Asteraceae.
AUGACGGUGGUAGAUGGUGGUUCAGAUCUGCCGGUUUUGAUGGAGGUAGUGAUCGGAGAUGAUGUUGGAGAAGAUAUUCCUACAUACCAGCCCGUUGGUAAUGUUCAGGUGUCCCCAAAUUCUGGAAGGAGGACAUUUAUUCCAGAUGUUGAUGAUUUGGUUAAACCUCAGAUGCAUAUGACGUUUGAUUCGCUGGAAAAUGCUUUUCUUUUUUACCAAAGAUAUGCUAAGGCGGGAGGUUUCACAGCUAGGAAGGGUACUCAAUACGAGCCUCGAAAGGGUGUAAUACUUAAUAAAUGGUUCGUAUGCUCAAAAGAGGGUACUAAACCCUUAAAGGCGAUUGACUCGACUCAGGAAGCUGGUAGUUCUAAUGUUAACUCGAAGUCUAAGAUUACUCGCAGGGUUCCUUCUAUAAGGACCGAAUGUGAAGCGUGCAUUCGGGUUAAGUUAAUAACUCCGGAUAAUCUUUACGUGGUUUAUUACUUCGAGGAGUCGCAUAAUCACUCAUUUGUUGCUGAAGAUGACAGGUACUUGCUUCCUGAAAACAGAUCUAUGAAUUACGUACAGGAAGAAGCCGUGAAUGCUUUGAGUGCCAUAAACGUUGGUCCAGUUAGAGCGUUUAACAUUAUGAGGACUCUUUAUGGAGGUUUCGAUAAGGUAGGCGCAACUAAAGUUGACUUCAAGAACUUCAAGAGAGACUUAAAUAGGUAUAUAGCUGAGUACGAUGCUGACAUGGUUAUCAAACGCCUAAGAAGGAAGAAAGAAUUUAUGCCCAAUUUCUCUAUGGAAUACCUUACAACUGCCGAGGGCGUUUUACGUGCGUUGUUCUGGGCCGAUGGUGAUACAAAGAGAAAUUUUAAUAUUUUUGGGGAUGUUGUGUCGUUCGAUGCUACUUAUCGUCGUAACAAGUACAAUAUGAUGUUUGUACCUUUUACCGGCGUUGACAAUCGCUAUCGUAAUGUUACCUUGGGUGCUGCUAUUAUAGGGGAUGAAACUGCCAAAACAUAUAGCUGGUUGCUCAACGCAUUUCGGCAGGCGUUUGGGCGCGCACCACCUGUGAUUGUAACUGAUCAAGACCCAGCGAUGAGGAAAGCUAUUCAAGAUACAUGGCCUGAAAGUAGGCACAGGCUUUGCAUGUGGCAUAUAAUGGAGAAACUCACUACCAAGGUUGGCGCCAACCUAUGCAAUAGCACUGAUUUUAAGAAGAGGUUGUGUGAUAUUGUUUGGACCGAUGUCUUACUGCCAGAACAGUUUGAAAAUGAAUGGGGUGUUAUAUUGGCUGAUUUUGAUUUGCUGAAUCAUGAAUGGUUACAGUCAAUGUAUCAGAUUAGGGAUACAUGA